This is a messenger RNA of Orbilia oligospora ATCC 24927, 1539 nucleotides long. RefSeq lists its product as uncharacterized. The record is from RefSeq and is a predicted model, not a curated record. The transcript has a single exon. Bases 1 to 1539 code for a protein of 512 amino acids. NCBI's taxonomy places the organism in Eukaryota, Fungi, Ascomycota, Orbiliomycetes, Orbiliales, Orbiliaceae.
AUGUAUCCGUCAGUCUCUCGCACAUUCAAACAAUUCGACUCCUCUUCCUUCGCAGCCAGCAGCAACAUCUGGGAUCCGCCAACCGCUUUCUCUAAUCUAGCUCCGAGGGUUGAAACAUCUCGAUCAUACCGGAAAUUUGCGAAACCAGUUUCUCGCUCUGAAGCAUUUGUUCGCCCGUCCUUGCCUGCUAGCGGUUACAUCGAUUCGUAUGGCAAGGAUGCCUCCUCCAAAAGACGAAAGAGAGGUCCAUCGGAACUCAACGAUAACCUUGCUGAUGAUAACUACAUUCCUUCCAUAAAAUCUGCCAUCAAUGGAGGGACCAUGCCAUCCGCCGGUUUGAAAGCAGGUCUGAAACGGGAGCUUAUUGACGAUGAUGAAGAUUCCGACGGUGAAGGUAUAAUGAAGGAUUCCUACCUGUCGGAGACCCAAUACCGUAGAACUUGUGGCACUUCAACACAUGAAUCGGAUGACCGAGGUGGAAAACGGCGCUUAUUAAACGUUGUCGGCUCGGUGGUUGGUAGUAUUUGGGAAUUCUGCACCUCUCAAAUGCAAAACUCUCUGGCUGGAAUCAUUCCUAAGAUCGGAUGGUCUACCGCCGCUGCUGAAUACUACGAUACCCCCUUCAACGCUCCGCCCGGUUUAUUUGACGGCGACGAAACGAUCUGCCAAAGCACGGUUGGUUUUGUCAAGCCGACUCUGCCAGGGGUCUAUGUUCCUCCCCUAACAACAACAUUCAAAAAACCAACCCUGCAGUCCCUCAUCCCGCCAAGUCCCGUCAGAGAAGAAGAUAACUUCAGCGCUCGAAGCCCCGAUUUUUCCUACUUGGAUGAAGAUUUAUCACGAUCGCGUACGGUGGGCAUGGAAUCGCCAAUGUCCGCUUCUUGGAUCUUAGUCAAACCCGAAUCGAACUCAAGAGCAUCUUCCCCAGCUCCGCCAAAAAGUCCCACCGCCGGUGCGAGUGCAGCAAGCAUGAGACGACACGGCUCGAACUCUGGCUCUCGCCCCAGCACCCCCAUCUUCUCCACUCCGCCAGCGAACACUCUAGGCCGUAGAACGUCCUAUUCUCGUCAGGUUCCAUCGAGGAAGAUGAGAGGUGUAGCCUCCCGACCAGCUGUAUUCCCUAGUGGUACUCGCAGCGGAUAUCUCAGCAGGAGCUCGAGCAUUUCUUCACCAAACACCCCUGUUAUCGGCAUGUCACAAUCACAAUCACAAUCAUCGUACCCCUCUUCUUUCAACUCAUCACAGCCUUCAUUCGCCAGCUUUAGCAGGGGCAGCAUGGCUAGCUCUGUGACUUCAGUUGGUAGCAGUUUGCCCACGUCGCCGGAUCGAGCGGGCGCCAGCGCUGCUGGGCAGAGAGCUAGGGGUGUGUCCGUCAGCGGGGCUACACCAGCGAAGAAGAGGAUGGAAAUGGACGAAGAAGACGAGAUGGCACAAAUGGAUUUCUUCAGCAAACAGCUGAGAGCUUUGAUCCGUGAAGGAAAGGAGGCUUUGGGCAGUAAAGUGGAAGUCUACGAAUGCGAUGAGCAAGACUGGAUGUAA